AUGAGGAAUAUAUCAGUGAUGACAGCCAGUUUCCUAACUUUCUGGUGUUAUCUCUUCACUUCAAUGAUUUCCAUUAAUUGUGAUAUUUAUUUGGACACUGCGUAUGGAAGAUUUCGAGGUAAAAUCAUGGAAUCCCGAAAGGGGAGGAACUUCUCAGCAUUCCGCGGUGUACCUUACGCUUCACCGCCCAUCGGCAGUUUACGGUUUUCGGAUCCUGUACUAGCCACCCCCCGCUUUGUUAAAGCUCAAUCCGACAAAGCAAGGUGCAUCCAACGAAUUGUAAGUCCUAUGGAGGACGAAAUUAUAGGUGUGGAAGAGUGUCUGCACUUGAAUAUCUACACGCCGUUGCUGGCAAAUCGGCAAAAAUCUUCUAUGCCUAGAUAUCCAGUCAUGGUAUGGAUCCAUGGUGGGGGGUUUCAGACUGGUUCAGGACAUUCAUCUUAUUACAGUCCCACAUACUUACUGGAUCAUAACAUUGUUUUGGUUACCUUGAAUUAUAGACUUGGACCAUUUGGGUUUCUUAGUACUGGAGACGAAGUCAUGCCAGGCAACUAUGGUUUGAAAGAUCAGCUUGCGGCGUUGAAAUGGGUCAACAAAUAUAUUGUAUUUUUUGCUGGUGAUACAGGUAGCAUUACGCUCUUCGGAAAUGGGGCUGGUGCUGCUAGCGCCUAUUACUUCAUGAUGGCUUCAGGAACGGAAGGUGAUAUUAUACUUUGUGGUUAA
This is a messenger RNA of Diachasma alloeum, 723 nucleotides long. RefSeq names its product venom carboxylesterase-6. Lineage: Eukaryota; Metazoa; Arthropoda; Insecta; Hymenoptera; Braconidae. Bases 1 to 723 code for a protein of 240 amino acids. The record is from RefSeq and is a predicted model, not a curated record. The transcript is spliced from 3 exons.